GUCGUCUGUCACUAGCUUCGCUCGAAUGUAUCUCUUUUCGGUAACAUUUUCGCGGCACGAUGCUCUUGGGACCACUGGACCGCCGACUUGAACGCUCGAGAUGUUCGGCAUGCGCGAAAAGCCAUCUCAAGUGCUCUGGCGGCAACCCAUGUACAAAUUGUUCUAGACGUGAUUCGAGCUGCAAAUAUCCUGCGAAAUCAACUGCAGUCGUGAAGAUCAAUUCUGCAAACCAAAGAACGAUACAUAACGGCAGCUUUGUCUGCUCGGUCAUCCCACGAGAGCCGAUCUUCAAUGACGGCAGCAACAUUUUAAACAUUUUCCUCACCAAAUUUGUCCAGGAGAACAGCUUCACUGGAUGCUCUUCAACUUGGUUCCUGGACAUUCAAGCUCAUUUCGCUUCGAGUGCUGCGGUCCAUCAUGCAAUCUCGGCAUUGAGUGCAUUGUAUGCUUCCCGUGAAGAAGGCUCGAAUCGAGUCCGAAAUCAGAAGGCCGCCUUGAGGGCCUACCAGACCGCAGUGAAGACAGUCCGGAAAACCAUUGACGCCGAGGACCCAAACAUUGAGCAGCCGCUACUGUCGAGUACAUUCUUGCUCGGGCUUUUCGAGUUGAUGUAUGACCCUACUGGAGAAGGCUGGAUCCAACAUACAAUGUACGGGACCUCGAAGAUUCUCCAGCACCUUGGGCCUGAUGCUUUUCGCUCGGGUCUCGGGCUCAAUUUCUUCCAUCAAAUGAGAAUGUUCGAGGUUUCCAGAUCGCUGAUUUUCUCGGAAUCAUCCUUCCUGGUCGAGGCUCCAUGGAGAGACCUGAUGAAAGGUACCAGUACUGACAACAUGAGCGAUCACCCAAUUGAGAGCUUGCUUGCUCUGAUGCUCCGAUGUUCAGAUCAUUGCUUUAGAGCAUUGCGGUAUCUUGAUCCACUCGACACUAGCGCCCUUUCGCAUGAGGAGAUGCAGCAGCUCCGAGCUUUCGCUGUCGAAGGCUUCGAUCUUAGACUUGAGCUGUGCGAGGUACAGGCCACUCUGUCGGCGCUGGACGACCCAGCUAAAGACGACCGCACCAUCAUUGCGAAGAUAUACUUAGCGGCGACUUCAAUAUUUUUGUCCGGUGUAUACGACUACAGAUCCGUAUGGCUGAAGCACAUUGAAGCGGUACCAACGCUACCUCAAACCAUGAUUGAGGAGCAUCUAAGCACGAUACUUGAUCUCACAGAAUACGCCAUGGCCAGAACCAAUCUCUCUACCUUGUUGUUCUUGUACCCGCUCAGAGUUGCGUGCUCAAGGGCGUGGACUCUUAAUGAGAGAGAUCGCUUAAGGAGCAUGUUGGGGACUAUCAAGAGGUCAUUUGCUGUUGCGCAUGUGUUUAUUACCGAGGUUGAAGAACUCUGGAUCACUCCUGUAUCUGACCGAUAUGACUGAGGAGCACGAUGAAGACAAGGUCAUCAAUAAAAAUCACUCAUCAUUACUAUCCAACAAGACUACAAAAGCAAUAAUAAUAAUAACAACCCUACUUCCCACCCGCCUCAAC
Messenger RNA from Aureobasidium pullulans EXF-150, 1524 nucleotides. RefSeq lists its product as uncharacterized. NCBI's taxonomy places the organism in Eukaryota, Fungi, Ascomycota, Dothideomycetes, Dothideales, Saccotheciaceae. Gene Ontology annotation, biological process: regulation of DNA-templated transcription. The transcript has 3 exons. The record is from RefSeq and is a predicted model, not a curated record. The coding region runs from base 60 to 1415 and encodes 451 amino acids. Gene Ontology annotation, molecular function: zinc ion binding; DNA-binding transcription factor activity, RNA polymerase II-specific.